AUUUAACCAAACGAAAUUUUUAUUGUCUCAGUUUAUAUUUAUAUUUUUCAAAUGUACUAUAUUUGUGCAAUUUGACAAGUUUGAUUUUCGCGCGAAAUCCUCAUUGACGCCCGCGCAACGGCGUAACGCCGCAAAAAACAUGGCGGUCAUCCAGUUGAAUAUAUAUGAUUUUUCUCGCUGAGAGGGAUGAUGGCAUUUUUUUAGUGUCAAUUUAGCGUUUGUUUAUAUUAUUAUUUUUAGUUUAAAUAUGUCCCCAACAUAUUUACUUUCUUACUCGAGUAAUUGUCUUUCUAAGACGAAAAAAAGAUUUCUUUUUAUAAAAGUAAAUCGAUGAUGAUUACUUCGCAACUGUAAGAGGUCAAUGAAGUAUUAAGAAGAACGUGUCACUAUCACAAAAUGGCUUUAACAGAUGAUUCUAAAUCGUUUUGCCUUGUUUGCAAUUCAAACAUUGACUACCGCACAAAUAUUUUCUACGUUACACUCCCUCACACUGGGGAAACUUUGGCCAAUUUCAUACAAAAAAUACUUAAACUAUCGUCCUCCGACUUGCGCAGCUCUUACAUAUGUUUACAAUGCCACAAUCUGUUUGGUAUGCUUGAACAAGCACAACAAAAAGUUACCAAUAUCCAGGAAGAAAUUUUUAAGGUUUUUAAUCCUAAUGUCAAUAACAAGGCAAUAAGUGAUAAUUCCUUAGAAUAUGAGAAAAUCAAGAAUUACCCUGAAAGCGAAGGAAUGAAUCAAAAUAAAGAAUCCAAAGUAUUAGUUGCUGAGCAUCUGUUAAAAAAAGACUUCAGCUCAUUAAGCAGCAUUACAAAUCAAACUGUAACUGACACCGUGAUACCUGUCAAAGUAGAAACCAAAAGUAUCCUUGAAUCUCAUAUGAUAAGUCCUAGAAGAAUUUCCAAUGAAGUUGUACAAAAUAUUACAACUGAAUCAGCUAGUUUGAUAGAUGAUAUUCCUAUAUUUUCUGAUGAAAUUAUUCAAAAUAAUGUUGAAGACCAAAGUAAAGGAGAAUGCCAAAGUAUGGGGGAUGCUACCAAUUUACAGAACACUACCAUUAUCAAUACCAAUAUCAAUAACAGUACAAAUUCCUCACACCUGCCAGAAAGUCUUCCACUAAAAACAAAGGCAUGGAAAUCAAGUGUGAUAUCCAAUUCUAGCCAGAAACCACUAAAGCACACCUGUCCUAUGUGCAACAAGAAAUGGCGUACCUCCAGUGAGCUGAAGACGCAUGUAAAUUCACACUCGAACCAACGUCCUUAUAUGUGUGAAAAAUGUGGUAAAGCUUACAAGCACAAAAAUGCCUUAGAGAUUCACGUGGGUAUGCACAAUGGUGUGAGUCCCUUUAAAUGCAGUCACUGUGACAAAUGCUUUACACAAAAAGGAGCACUGCAGAGACACAUGCCCAUACACACAGGCGAGACUCCGUAUCAAUGCGAGUUGUGUGGAAAGAGAUUCGUACAUCAUACCAGUUACAAUAUGCAUGUACUUUCUCAUACUGGAAUAAAGUCUCACAAGUGUCAUGUAUGCGAUCUUUCGUUGCUGUCGACGUCGCAUUUGAAAAGGCAUAUGCGGGCACACACGGGAGAAAAACCAUACUCUUGUGAAUUUUGUGACAAGAGUUUUGCAGAGCGUUACAAUUUGUUAGCACACAAAAAGAUCCACGAUCCGGAGCAAAUUAUUGCCAAGGAAACAAAGAAAAAUCAGUACAAAUGCGAGCAGUGCGACGUUAACUUUCCCAAGAAGCAAACGUACGAUGAGCAUCUCAAAAAGCACGAGACAAACGGAAAAAAUGACAAAUGGCUGGGACACACCGUAGACGUUGUCGAUUCAAAAUCGACAAACGAAGGCUACGCUGCUGCCGUGAACGCAGUCGAUUUACUGGAGACCUGUGUUAACGAGGUAUGGCAGAGCCUAACUAAAGACUGAAAGUAAAUAAUACUAAUGAGUAAUGAUGAUUUUUUGCAAAACAUUUUAAUAUUUAUUAUUGCGAUCUUACUAAGUAACAAUCAAAUAAUAGAGAUUAUCAGUUAGAAUCCAAGCACUUGAAAUUGUUAUACUCAAAUGGCUCGUGAAAAAGUAGUUUUAUAAGAAUUUUUUACGGAAAUAAUGUAUUUUAUACUGUAAAAAUAAUAACGAACAAUAAUCGUUAACUAACGCCAUUGAUUGCCUUAUUGUAAGGAUCUACGGUUUUCUUUUUACAUAUAAUCGCACUUUGGCUUUUUAUAUUUUUUACAAAGAGAUAUAUCUUCUCAAUGAUGUGUAUACCUAAUAUAUUUGUAUAAGACAGGAAAUAUGAUUCCUAAGCAGUUUUUAUAUAUCAACAGUGUGAUACAAAAUAAACUAUCUCAAAUAUAAAUAUACAGCUGUUUAAACUGUAUUUAGCUCUUGA
Molecule: messenger RNA, 2392 nt
Organism: Nasonia vitripennis (jewel wasp)
Lineage: Eukaryota; Metazoa; Arthropoda; Insecta; Hymenoptera; Pteromalidae
Product: zinc finger protein 880
Exons: 6
Coding region: 397-1929 (510 amino acids)
Cellular component (GO): nucleus
Source: RefSeq, a predicted model, not a curated record